AUGGGAGGCGGCGGGUGGCCGCGCGAUGCUCCGGCGCUGCUCAGCACAGCCCUGCUCCUGGGUGGCGGAGGCUCGCUGUCUGACCGGCCUCCUCCUCCGCUCUUCACCAUCGACAGCAUCCUGGCUCCGCGGCCGCCGCCGCCGCUGCCACCGCUGCAGCUCCACCACUUGGCGCACACUCCCUUCCACAGAGCACACGAAUUAUUCGGUGUGAGCAGUGCUGUGACUAACGCCAGUAACUAUGCUAACCUCUACAACGGGUACGCGGCCGCCGCACUCGCGGGGCUGUCGGGCCCUCCUCCCAAACGCAAGCGGAGACACCGCACCAUCUUCACCGAAGAACAGUUGGAACAACUGGAGAGCACCUUCGACAAGACGCACUACCCGGACGUGGUGCUCAGGGAACAACUUGCUUUGCGAGUUGACCUCAAGGAGGAAAGAGUUGAGGUAGACACUUUUCUAUAA
Molecule: messenger RNA, 465 nt
Organism: Leptidea sinapis
Lineage: Eukaryota; Metazoa; Arthropoda; Insecta; Lepidoptera; Pieridae
Product: visual system homeobox 1-like
Exons: 2
Coding region: 1-465 (154 amino acids)
Biological process (GO): regulation of transcription by RNA polymerase II
Molecular function (GO): RNA polymerase II transcription regulatory region sequence-specific DNA binding; DNA-binding transcription factor activity, RNA polymerase II-specific
Source: RefSeq, a predicted model, not a curated record